Nylanderia fulva is the source of this 2014-nucleotide messenger RNA. It is a transcript of the gene blw, whose product is annotated as ATP synthase subunit alpha blw, mitochondrial. Gene Ontology annotation, molecular function: ADP binding; ATP binding; proton-transporting ATP synthase activity, rotational mechanism. Gene Ontology annotation, biological process: proton motive force-driven ATP synthesis; proton transmembrane transport. NCBI's taxonomy places the organism in Eukaryota, Metazoa, Arthropoda, Insecta, Hymenoptera, Formicidae. The record is from RefSeq and is a predicted model, not a curated record.
GAGAGUAGUCAGAGUCAGAGUAGGAGUAGGGUUGAGGGAACGAAGGAGGAAUCGACGGUCGACGGACAUCACUGACGACUGGCGUUCGUGUGAUCCUCUCGCUGGCUCCUAUCAGUACCAGUCCCUACUCUACUUUGAAGCAAUUGAGAUUUUCGUAGUCCGGCUAACGGGCUUUCCCGCUUGAAAAAAAAUGGCACUAUUAUCUUUACGUCUGGCCUCGUCUUUAGUUAGACAGCUGCCGAAUACCACGACUCAGAUUAUUUGGCCCACAACUGCUGUAGCUUCUUGCAAAUAUCAUGUCUCGUGCAGCCGUCGUUCGGCAGAAAUUUCUUCCAUUCUGGAAGAACGUAUUCUUGGAUCGGCACCAAAGACUAAUCUCGAAGAGACCGGUAGGGUGCUCAGCAUUGGAGAUGGUAUCGCGCGUGUAUAUGGACUAAAGAAUAUUCAAGCUGACGAGAUGGUGGAAUUCAGCUCAGGUUUGAAAGGUAUGGCGUUAAACUUGGAACCUGACAAUGUAGGCGUUGUCGUAUUCGGUAAUGACAGGCACAUUAAGGAAGGAGAUAUCGUGAAACGUACUGGUGCCAUUGUUGAUGUCCCUGUCGGCGAAGAAUUGUUGGGUCGUGUUGUCGAUGCCUUGGGCAAUCCUAUAGAUGGUAAGGGACCUCUGAACAGCAAAUUGAGAUUCCGUAUUGGAACAAAAGCUCCAGGCAUUAUUCCCAGAGUAUCAGUCAGAGAACCUAUGCAAACUGGAAUUAAAGCUGUGGAUUCCUUAGUACCUAUUGGUCGUGGUCAACGUGAAUUGAUCAUUGGAGACAGACAAACUGAAACUGCUCUUGCCAUUGAUACAAUUAUUACAAAACGUUUUAAUGACGCUGGAGAGGAAAAGAAGAAAUUAUAUUGCAUUUAUGUUGCUAUUGGUCAGAAGAGAUCCACUGUUGCGCAAAUCGUAAAACGUUUGACAGAUAGUGGUGCUAUUAAUUACACUAUCAUUGUGUCCGCCACUGCCUCUGAUGCAGCACCACUUCAAUACUUGGCCCCAUACUCUGGAUGUGCUAUGGGAGAAUUCUUCAGAGACAAUGGAAAGCAUGCUUUAAUCAUUUAUGAUGAUUUAUCCAAGCAAGCUGUUGCCUAUCGACAAAUGUCCUUGCUGCUUAGAAGACCACCAGGUCGUGAAGCCUAUCCUGGCGAUGUAUUCUAUCUUCAUUCUCGUUUGCUCGAGAGAGCGGCCAAAAUGAAUGAAAAUUUAGGUGGUGGAUCAUUGACAGCUUUGCCCGUCAUUGAAACCCAAGCCGGUGAUGUGUCCGCUUAUAUUCCUACGAAUGUCAUUUCUAUAACCGAUGGUCAGAUAUUCUUGGAAACGGAAUUGUUUUACAAAGGUAUCCGACCCGCUAUCAACGGUUUAUCUGUAUCGCGUGUCGGAUCCGCUGCUCAAACUAAAGCCAUGAAGCAGGUCGCUGGCUCGAUGAAAUUGGAAUUGGCUCAAUAUCGCGAAGUAGCGGCUUUCGCUCAAUUCGGUUCAGACUUGGAUGCUGCAACUCAACAAUUGCUAAAUCGUGGUGUAAGAUUAACAGAGCUUCUCAAACAAGGACAAUAUGUACCUAUGGCUAUUGAGGAGCAGGUAGCUGUCAUAUACUGUGGUGUACGUGGUUAUCUUGAUAAGAUGGAUCCUACAAAGAUUACUGCCUUUGAAAAAGAAUUUCUUGCACACAUCAGAUCUACUCAACAAGAUCUUCUUGCUACUAUUGCAAAAGAAAACAUAAUUAGUGAAGCAUCAGAUGCAAAACUGAAGAAAGUAGUUACUGAUUUCCUAUCAUCCUUCUCAGCAUAAAGUGCAAUUCUAUGAUAAUGUCAUCCAAUGUCAUUGUAAUAUGCGUAUCAAAAUAGAAAAAGAAAAUGUAAAAAGAUUUCUUGAAGAUUUUUUGCUGCUGACCGAGUGUUAAUGUACUGAUAUUACACAUUGUCAUAUAAAUGUUACACAUAUUACAAUAUAAUUAUGUAUAAUAUCUACAUUAGA